GAGGGGGCGGGGUCAGCCCAGCCAUAAGAUUCAAUGUCUUCUCCGGAGAGGAUCCACACUUCCACCGACUUCCCACCCGGACCUUCUCCUCCACCAUGGGCCACCACUCCACCAACAUGAGGGUCAAGCUCCCCGUCUUCUGCCUGGUCCUGGAGGCCGUCACCAUCGUCCUCUUCGCCAUCUUCGUCCGAUACGACCACGAAACCGACGCCAACGCCUGGCACCAGGAACUCAACCAGAGCAAGACCAAUGCCGACAACGACUUCUACUACCGAUACGCCAGCUUCCAAGAUGUCCACACCAUGAUUUUCAUCGGCUUUGGUUUCCUGAUGACCUUCCUGAAGCGCUACGGUUUCAGCAGCGUAGCUUUCAAUUUCCUGAUCGCAGCCUUUGGUCUCCAGUGGUCAACGCUCAUUCAAGGCUUCUUCCAUGGCUUCCAUGAUGGCAAAAUCCACGUCGGCAUUGAGAGUAUGAUCAAUGCGGACUUCUGCACGGGAGCUGUGCUUAUCUCCUUCGGAGCUGUCCUUGGCAAAACCAGGUCUGUCCAGCUACUCGUUAUGGACCUCUUUGAAGUGACUCUUUUCGGAAUCAAUGAAUAUGUUAUACUGAACAUCGUUGAGGCGAAAGAUGCCGGUGGAUCUAUGACCAUUCAUACGUUUGGAGCCUUUUUUGGUCUGAUGGUCUCACGGGUGCUUUACAGGCCACAUCUGGACAAGAGCCGCCACAGGGAGGGGUCAGUGUACAACUCUGACCUUUUUGCAAUGAUUG
Rana temporaria (common frog) is the source of this 768-nucleotide messenger RNA. RefSeq names its product Rh family B glycoprotein (gene RHBG). Gene Ontology annotation, cellular component: plasma membrane. Gene Ontology annotation, biological process: ammonium transmembrane transport; ammonium homeostasis. Gene Ontology annotation, molecular function: ammonium channel activity. Lineage: Eukaryota; Metazoa; Chordata; Amphibia; Anura; Ranidae. The record is from RefSeq and is a predicted model, not a curated record.